CUGUAACGAAGCAAGGCAAUUCAUAUUAGUACAAGGCUAGCGACAACGGAUUCUGCAUUGUUCAUCCCUCAGCCCUAUCCUUGUAUGUAAUGUACAUGUGACUUACCUUUCUUCCCCGGCGGCGAUGCUCGGCUAAAGUUGACCCUUGAACUCGGCCACCCGAAAUCCAUGCCCUAGAUUUUGCUGGUAUCUAGAGUAUCAUGCUAUGAUCGGACGUCCACCUUAGUGGUAGCCCUAUGGCGAUGACGACCACUCCUGCGAGCAUAUACUUCUUGAUACAACGGGAAACUUCUGCCUUCAAGGGCUACUCUCUAGGUAUCUAAAAGACAGUCAGAGACACCUUUGUCUCGGAGAAAACUGCAGCAGUAGAUCCCGACAUUGCACUGCCCACGUUUCGAGUGAGACAACCGAAAACACCAGAGCUACCUGUGAGUCUGCACCCUUAAGCGUUGCUGGGUGACUGGCCUUGCAUAGGCCCUGGUUGAAACCUUCCCGUGUCAUCCCAUGCUGAGCUAGAUUGCCCAUGAUUUGUUGGAGGAGAAGGUUGGCAGGGGCAGUGGUAGGUAGCCGCUGGUGAUGGAGCCAACGGGCCGAGUCCGAAUUCGGUUGCUGGCCACGUUAUAGAUUUCCUUUUUUGCUCAAGUAGGGCUUUCGGUGUUAUCCUGCCAAUGAAGGAAAAUUGAAAAUUCUCUUCUUCCAUGCCCGAAGCCGGUAGCGAACCCGGCGUGAUUCCCAAGGCCUUCCUCCUAUUGGCAGUGAUAAUCCUUCGUUUUGUUGGUUCAUCGACUUGCUUGACUGAUUUGGUUUUAAGGAAGUCGGAUACGCGUCACUAUAUACGUGUAUCUUUUGCGCAGGCCGUUUCCAUGCUAGAAUAGAAUAUAGGCUAAACGUCGAACAGAAAUGUGAAAAGCUUCCAUCGAUGAAGAACGGAGUGAACCAGGCUAUCAAGACAUCAUUUCCGCAAGGCGCACGGUAGUUAGUACGACUGAUUUCACAUGAAGUCAAAUGACACUGAUAUCGAAAGAUCGGGCCGCAGCAAGAUGACUUUUGCAUACGCAGCCCGGUGGUGGCAGGGCUAGUAGGACCAUCAGGAACAUAAAUUAGAGCCGGAGGACGCAUAUUGUUGCAUAGAGUAGAUCAGUAUCCUCUCGUUGAAACAUGUUGUUCCAUGAACAAAUCAUACAUUCGCUUUAUUCUCUCGUUAUACCCAUAUUUGCCCUUAUCAAGCAAUCUUAUACGCUCGUUUGCACACCCUCGAAACCGCGAUCCAAGACAAAAAUGAUAGCACAGGUCAUUCCCAUGCAGAUGCGCAACGAUGAUCCCAUCAAUAUCCCAAUUCCACCGCCAGAAGUGCAAUCACCCUUGCGCAUCCUUGUUUGUCCAUCGGGAUUCAAGGAGAGUCUCGAUACACUUGUCGUAGCUGAUUGCAUCGAAAAGGGAAUCAAACGCGUCCUCCCAAAUGUAAUCGUGCAGAAAGCCCCCUUAUUCGACGGAGGAGAGGGGUUCGCCCAUGCCCUUGUUGCCACCACUGGUGGAGAACUUCGACAUUUGAAAAUCACCGGCCCUGUUAACAUUCCUCUCAUCUCGCAUUAUGGUAUCCUUGGUGGGGACCAGUCGAAGAAAACUGCCGUUGUAGAAAUGGCUGCUGCCGCAGGGUUGCGCUUGGUUCCCAAAGACUCCCGUGACCCAACCAUCACAACUACUUACGGAGUCGGUGAGUUGAUGCGCGCAGCCCUAGAUGAAGGAGUGGAGCGACUCAUCGUCGGCUGCGGCGACUCAGGAACCAACGAUGGAGGUGCUGGCAUGCUCCAGGCCCUGGGUGCACAUUUUUUUGAUAUCCACGGAAAUGAGCUUGCGCCGGCAAGUGGCGGCGCAGCCCUUUGCACAGUUGCAGAUAUAGACCUUUCCGGCCUCCAUCCCCGUUUAAAAUACGUUGAAAUUGAAGUCGCGUGCAACUGCCAGAACAUCCUGUGCGGUCCUAAGGGCGUUGCACGUGUAUACGGACCGCAAAAAGGCGCGACCCCCGCCGAGGUCGAGCUACUCGACACCGCACUGAAUGCCUACGCUUCCGCCGUCAGCAGAAAGCUAGGGCGCGACAUAUCCACCGUCCCUGGCAGCGGAGCUUCUGGCGGAAUGGGUACCGGCCUCCUACUCCUCGGUGCCAAGCUGCGGCCCCGUUACGAGGCAGUGACAGAAUACUUCGGCAUCAACGACGACCUGUUCAGAAACUGCCAUUUAGUAUUCACUGCGGAGGGACGCCUUGACUCUCAGACGCCGCAGGGCAAGAUCCCCGCAGAGGUCGCUUUGCGUGCGAAGAAGCAUGGGUUGCCCGUCAUUGCGCUUGCGGGUACAGUUGGCCCCGAUGCUGCGGCCAAUUAUUUGAUUGGCAUCGACGCUUUUGCGAGUAUAAUGCAAGGGCCGAUACCUCUUGAGGUCGCUAUUGCAGAUGCAGAGCGGCUUUUAACGGAUGCGGCGGAAAGUGUGAUGCGUGUGUUGAUGUUGGGCCAGUCGCUACGAGUUCGAGAUAGCGUCGUCGCUGGUGAACGCGCUUCCUUGCUGGUGCAGCCUCCUAAAUAACUCAUUUAUAUGUGUAUUAAGGUGGGCUUGCUUGCUUGAGUGACUCACUUGCUUGUGGAUUAUGUUACCAAUGUACAGAUUAUAUAUACACACAUUUUGCCCCUCUGCUCUCCACGUAGUUUGUCGUUCUUUUUGUUUGAGCUAAUGUUCAGUUUCAAUAUCUUAAAUGUAUUGAUCAAAAUUCUAAUGAUCAAUGAUUGUUAAUAUAUUAUAGUUUUCGAGAAAAGGCUUCAUUUCUUUGACCAUUCUUGAUUUGAUGAAUGAGGCUAGGGAUGCGUGAUUCAGCAGAGAUGGAUGGACGUUGCCUUCGCUUGACCCAACCUCAUCAUCUACGGCAAUAAAUAUAUAGUUACUCUCUGCUCUGUAUUGAGUAUUAUGUGGAAUUAAGCUUUUACACUGAAAAACAUUUCAAAAAUUCAUUUGACUCAAAUGUCACUAUUGGCUGCUGUAAUUAUCAAAGAAUAAUAACUUGUCCUGAUUGACUGAAGUGAUAAACUUCAGUGAUAGUAUAGUAGUUAGUUACUCUGUUGCCAUUUGAACCCUG
Messenger RNA from Blastomyces dermatitidis ER-3, 3121 nucleotides. RefSeq names its product glycerate kinase. The transcript has a single exon. The coding region runs from base 1159 to 2577 and encodes 472 amino acids. NCBI's taxonomy places the organism in Eukaryota, Fungi, Ascomycota, Eurotiomycetes, Onygenales, Ajellomycetaceae. Gene Ontology annotation, molecular function: glycerate kinase activity. The record is from RefSeq and is a predicted model, not a curated record.